This is a messenger RNA of Mustela erminea (ermine), 5038 nucleotides long. RefSeq names its product ATPase plasma membrane Ca2+ transporting 1 (gene ATP2B1). Gene Ontology annotation, cellular component: membrane; intracellular membrane-bounded organelle. Gene Ontology annotation, biological process: calcium ion transmembrane transport; regulation of cytosolic calcium ion concentration. The transcript is spliced from 22 exons. The record is from RefSeq and is a predicted model, not a curated record. Bases 323 to 4072 code for a protein of 1249 amino acids. Gene Ontology annotation, molecular function: ATP binding; P-type calcium transporter activity; ATP hydrolysis activity. NCBI's taxonomy places the organism in Eukaryota, Metazoa, Chordata, Mammalia, Carnivora, Mustelidae.
CCGUGCUUCCCGCUGCCCCCCACCGCUCCCUCCCACCCCUCGACCCUCCCGCAGCCUCCCCUACCUCCUCCCCCCUCGGAAAAUGGUUCCUGCUGCCGGGCGAGAUGUGUACAUCUCAUGAUUGAUAUGAAGAAACAAGUCAUGGGCCAAAGGUCAAGAUACUUCUCUGGGAAGUGCUGUUGAUGCUGCUCUACAAAAUCGUACAAUGAGUGUUUGGUUUAAGAAAGACUUUCAUAUUUAAAAGAUUUUCAUCUUGGAAAUACAUCAAGUGAAAAUUAGAGUCUUUUGGGAAACAUUUUCCUCCUAAUAAAUUAUUCUUGUAAUGGGCGACAUGGCAAACAAUUCACUUGCAUAUAGUGGAGUAAAAAACUCUUUGAAGGAAGCUAAUCAUGACGGAGACUUUGGAAUCACGCUCGCGGAGCUGCGGGCUCUCAUGGAGCUCAGGUCUACAGAUGCAUUACGAAAAAUACAGGAAAGCUAUGGAGAUGUCUAUGGCAUUUGUAGCAGAUUGAAAACCUCUCCCAAUGAAGGUUUAAGUGGAAACCCUGCAGAUAUAGAGAGAAGAGAAGCAGUGUUUGGAAAGAAUUUUAUACCUCCUAAAAAGCCAAAAACCUUUCUUCAAUUAGUAUGGGAAGCAUUACAAGAUGUCACUUUAAUUAUACUAGAAAUUGCAGCCAUAGUAUCAUUGGGCCUUUCUUUUUAUCAACCUCCAGAAGGGGAUAAUGCACUUUGUGGAGAAGUUUCUGUUGGAGAGGAAGAAGGUGAAGGAGAAACUGGUUGGAUUGAAGGCGCUGCAAUCCUCUUGUCAGUAGUGUGUGUGGUAUUAGUAACAGCUUUCAAUGACUGGAGUAAGGAAAAACAGUUUAGAGGUUUGCAGAGUCGAAUUGAACAAGAACAGAAGUUCACGGUCAUCAGGGGUGGUCAGGUCAUUCAGAUACCUGUAGCUGACAUUACUGUUGGAGAUAUUGCUCAGGUGAAAUAUGGCGAUCUUCUUCCAGCUGACGGCAUACUGAUUCAAGGCAAUGAUCUUAAAAUUGAUGAAAGCUCAUUGACUGGUGAAUCUGAUCAUGUUAAGAAAUCUUUAGAUAAGGAUCCCUUACUUCUAUCAGGUACUCAUGUAAUGGAAGGCUCUGGAAGAAUGGUCGUUACUGCUGUAGGUGUUAAUUCUCAAACUGGAAUUAUCUUUACCUUACUUGGAGCUGGAGGUGAAGAGGAAGAAAAGAAAGAUGAAAAGAAAAAGGAAAAGAAAAAUAAGAAACAAGAUGGAGCUAUUGAGAAUCGCAACAAAGCGAAAGCCCAGGAUGGCGCAGCCAUGGAAAUGCAGCCUUUGAAGAGCGAAGAAGGUGGAGAUGGUGAUGAAAAAGACAAAAAGAAAGCAAAUUUGCCAAAAAAGGAAAAAUCUGUCUUACAAGGGAAACUUACAAAGCUGGCUGUUCAGAUUGGCAAAGCAGGUUUGUUGAUGUCUGCCAUCACAGUUAUCAUUCUAGUAUUAUAUUUUGUCAUUGAUACAUUCUGGGUUCAGAAGAGACCAUGGCUUGCAGAGUGCACACCAAUUUACAUACAGUAUUUUGUAAAGUUCUUUAUUAUUGGAGUCACGGUUCUGGUGGUUGCGGUUCCUGAGGGUCUCCCCCUGGCCGUCACGAUCUCCCUGGCUUACUCUGUCAAGAAAAUGAUGAAAGAUAAUAACUUAGUAAGGCAUCUGGAUGCUUGUGAAACCAUGGGAAAUGCUACAGCUAUUUGUUCAGAUAAAACAGGAACAUUGACAAUGAACAGAAUGACGGUUGUUCAAGCUUACAUAAAUGAAAAACACUAUAAAAAGAUUCCUGAACCAGAAGCUAUUCCACCAAAUAUUUUGUCCUAUCUUGUAACAGGAAUUUCUGUGAAUUGUGCUUAUACAUCAAAAAUAUUGCCACCAGAGAAAGAGGGUGGAUUACCUCGUCAUGUUGGUAAUAAAACUGAAUGUGCCUUGUUGGGACUUCUUUUGGAUUUAAAACGAGAUUAUCAGGAUGUUAGAAAUGAAAUACCAGAAGAAGCACUGUACAAAGUCUACACCUUCAAUUCUGUUAGGAAGUCCAUGAGUACUGUCCUGAAAAAUUCAGAUGGAAGUUUUCGAAUAUUCAGCAAGGGUGCAUCUGAGAUAAUUCUGAAAAAGUGUUUCAAAAUCUUGAGUGCUAAUGGUGAGGCAAAAGUGUUCAGACCAAGGGACCGUGAUGAUAUUGUAAAAACAGUGAUUGAACCGAUGGCAUCAGAAGGCUUGAGAACCAUAUGUCUUGCAUUCAGAGAUUUCCCAGCAGGAGAACCCGAACCAGAGUGGGAUAAUGAAAAUGAUAUUGUCACCGGCCUCACGUGCAUUGCUGUUGUGGGGAUUGAAGACCCUGUGAGACCUGAGGUACCAGAGGCAAUAAAGAAGUGUCAGAGGGCUGGAAUUACUGUGCGGAUGGUUACUGGUGAUAAUAUUAAUACUGCUCGGGCUAUUGCUACCAAAUGUGGUAUUUUACAUCCGGGGGAAGAUUUUCUAUGCCUCGAAGGUAAAGAUUUCAACAGAAGAAUACGAAAUGAAAAAGGAGAGAUUGAGCAAGAGCGGAUAGACAAGAUUUGGCCAAAGCUUCGAGUACUUGCCAGAUCAUCUCCUACUGACAAACACACACUGGUUAAAGGUAUAAUUGACAGCACUGUGUCGGAACAACGCCAGGUUGUAGCUGUAACUGGUGACGGUACAAAUGAUGGCCCAGCACUGAAGAAAGCUGAUGUUGGAUUUGCAAUGGGUAUCGCUGGAACGGACGUAGCUAAAGAAGCUUCUGACAUCAUUCUCACGGAUGACAACUUCACAAGCAUCGUUAAAGCGGUGAUGUGGGGACGAAAUGUCUAUGACAGCAUCUCCAAGUUUCUUCAGUUCCAGCUCACUGUUAACGUGGUCGCAGUGAUAGUUGCUUUCACGGGCGCCUGUAUUACUCAAGAUUCACCGCUUAAGGCUGUGCAGAUGCUGUGGGUAAACCUCAUAAUGGAUACGCUCGCUUCCCUGGCUCUGGCAACUGAACCCCCCACUGAAUCUCUCUUGCUUCGGAAGCCUUAUGGUAGAAAUAAGCCUCUCAUCUCACGCACCAUGAUGAAGAAUAUUUUGGGUCAUGCAUUCUAUCAACUUGUAGUAGUCUUUACACUCUUAUUCGCUGGAGAAAAGUUUUUUGAUAUUGAUAGUGGAAGAAAUGCUCCUUUGCAUGCUCCUCCUUCGGAACAUUAUACUAUUGUUUUUAAUACCUUUGUGCUGAUGCAACUUUUCAACGAAAUAAAUGCCCGGAAAAUUCACGGUGAAAGAAAUGUGUUCGAAGGAAUCUUUAAUAAUGCCAUCUUCUGCACAAUUGUUUUAGGCACUUUUGUGGUACAGAUAAUAAUUGUGCAGUUUGGUGGAAAACCUUUCAGUUGUUCAGAACUUUCAAUAGAACAGUGGCUAUGGUCAAUAUUCCUAGGAAUGGGAACGUUACUCUGGGGCCAGCUAAUUUCAACAAUUCCAACUAGCCGUUUAAAAUUCCUAAAAGAAGCUGGUCAUGGCACACAAAAGGAAGAAAUCCCGGAGGAGGAGCUCGCAGAGGAUGUGGAAGAGAUUGACCACGCUGAAAGGGAGCUGCGGCGCGGGCAGAUCUUGUGGUUUAGAGGUCUGAACAGAAUCCAAACGCAGAUGGAUGUAGUGAAUGCUUUCCAGAGUGGAAGUUCCAUUCAGGGAGCUCUAAGGCGGCAACCCUCCAUCGCCAGCCAGCAUCAUGAUAUUCGAGUGGUGAAUGCAUUUCGUAGUUCUUUAUAUGAAGGGUUAGAAAAACCGGAAUCAAGAAGUUCGAUUCACAACUUUAUGACACAUCCUGAGUUUAGGAUAGAAGAUUCAGAGCCUCAUAUCCCCCUUAUCGAUGACACUGAUGCCGAAGAUGACGCUCCUACAAAACGUAACUCCAGUCCUCCACCCUCUCCCAACAAAAAUAACAAUGCUGUUGACAGCGGGAUUCACCUUACAAUAGAAAUGAACAAGUCUGCUACCUCUUCAUCCCCAGGAAGCCCACUACAUAGUUUGGAAACAUCGCUCUGAUUGUAAGCCGAAUGUUAACACACUAGCUGCAUUGUAAAGAAACAAAUCGAAACUGGGUCUUUUCACAUAUUGUGAUGGACAAGAUCGUAUUCUUGUCUUUGGACUUCAACAGAAGACACACUUGUACGAAUGUAGAUUUAUUUUUUUAAAAAAAAAAAGCAAAGCUUUCUGCCAGACUGAGGGUGCUUUUUGGGGGGUGGGAGAAACGAACUGACAGAUAAACAGUAACAGCUUAUGCUGCUGACCUGUGGAUCAUCAGUAGUACCCAAGAGUGGUCCUGACCAGUGUAUUAGCAGACCUUUAGUUUAUUUCAGUCCUUGAUGGGAGAGGGGGAGGAGCACAGCUGGGCAAGCAAGCAAAGAGCCCUGGAUCAUUGAAUUGAUACUUUAAUUUCUGCUGUUGGCUGUUAAUAAUUUCGAUUAUUUAUGUUUAUAAAUGAUACAGAUCUGUUUACAAGGUUUGUAGAUACUUUUUUUGUUCCUGUUCAUAGAUGGGAAGCUUCCUUAUAACUGAUGCAGAGAAAAAUUAGUCCUUCAAAUACUGCUGUAUUUUCAGGAAAACAAAAAAAGGGGUGUUUCUAUUGAAACUGUACUAAAUUUUUGCCUACAAUUUACCUUGUUAAAUACUGUAGAUAAAUUGCUAAGACUCAUAGCCAAAUAGAUAACACUAAUGCUUUGUUUAAAAAAAAACCAAAAAAAAAAAAAAACAAACAAAACAAAAAAAAACAUGAGCAGUGGUGUUUAAUGAAGUUACGGCAUCUGUCCUAAUUAGUUUCUUAAAUACAUUUACUACUUAAUGGUUUUGAAACAACUGUUUAAUUUUUAAAAUUUUUGAAAACUUGCUAAUAACCUUUGUUCAGAAUUUAGUAGACUGUUUAAUGUGGGACAUCAAGUACAUAAUGAAAGAUGCUUGAAAUGCUUUUGUUAUUUCAGGCAAAUCAAAUUAAAUCAAACUAUCAAACUACAA